AUGAACAUCCACGCUUCAGAGUUUCCGCAGGACUUCAAAGGACUUGGUGGCUCGCGCGGUGGUGGACCCCUCUCAAAGACGAACAUACGGAGGAAGAUGACGAAAGUCAUUGCGAACAGGAUCAGGAUGCACAAGAACCACUAUCGACCCCCUAUCCCCAUUCCCCUUCCGGAAUCUAUCUGUAUCACCCCAGAAGCCGAGGAUGACAGAAUCGCUGUAGAAGACGCCAUGCCUCAGCAUCCAAGCAAACGAUCAUCGACUCCCUGCCUACCCAUGCCCAACGCUACUGGCCAGGAGCAGUCGAGGCAGGCCGUGAUGAAAGACGAGGUACAGCAGCAGACUAAAGGCAUCCUGACUGCUGUUAAUCUUAAAGCCCUGCAAAAACUGAAAGCGCAGGCUAAACACGAAAAGGAAAGUCGAGGUGACGACACGAGGAAGCAAAUGUGGAGGCGAGAGGAGAAUGGGGGCAGCAACGAUAUUCUCACGGAGGAGAAUCUCAGGAUCUUCAAGGAGCUCAAGAUUCAGGCAAGAGAAAGACGACGUCGAGGAGGUCUUCGUUCACUACCACCCGUACCAAGCAACCUCGUUGCCCGGGUGAAGGACUGCGAGGCUAGAGUCAAGGCUCUUGUUAAGGACCAAGACUCCUUUGAGGAUAUGGCCCCUUUUCUUAUUGCCGGAGGGGCCGCUACUUCUCUCCUCAACGCAUUGGCUGAGACCGAUAAUGGCCGACUUAAACAAAGAGCCAAUCAAACCCUGACGCCCAAGCUCAUCAAGAUAGUCUUCACUGUCAUCGAGGAGCACAACCUUGAGGCCCUUGUAAUCCUUCAGCGGAUUGGUCGCGAGCUGCGACGCCUGCUACUUGAAGUUCGAGGCUUACUCAUCGAGGUAUCUCAAUCCGUUAGUCCAUUUGCUAAUGGUAUGCCCAACAAAAUGUGGGUUGAAGGGACUCUCGACGCAAUAAGCUACGCUGAGAAGGAACUACUACCCUUGAUCUCGGGCGUUUACCUCCCACUCGUUGAAAAAGCUAUUUACGCCUUUUCUGACGUCGACGCGAGGUUGGCUGACCUCAUCGAAAAGUACAAAACUUUGGAGCUGACGAAAGAAAUCGAGGAAAUCGAUGUGUGUUACUUCCAAAGCGACCGCCCCACGUGGUGGUCUGGCUGGUUCCUGAAGCGAGAGAGGAUCACGACGACAUAUUUUUUGGAUCCGUGUACUCUUGACGAACUGCAAGAUGUGGCAGUCAGGGAUGCGGCAAUAAGAACGUUGCUUUUGGAGGAGUAUCGGAAGGAACAUCGUUCCCAACCCCGAUACAACGACAUCCGCCCCCCGAGGCCGCCGACCAUGUAG
Molecule: messenger RNA, 1347 nt
Organism: Fusarium keratoplasticum
Lineage: Eukaryota; Fungi; Ascomycota; Sordariomycetes; Hypocreales; Nectriaceae
Exons: 3
Coding region: 1-1347 (448 amino acids)
Source: RefSeq, a predicted model, not a curated record